AUGAAAACCUAUCCAGAAAAUUUCCGUGUAUCCCGAGCCCUCCAGUGUGCCAACACAGAGCUUAGUAUUUUCUCCCAUGAGCUUGGUGAAAUGGUUUCAAUAGCAUACCCAAUUAACAGAGUCACCAGGGAUCGUAUUCUCGCUCGCCAGCUCAAGGACUGGGUUCUCCGUCGCAGGGUUAUCUGGGAGUGCUUUUGUGCUCUCGUGAUGGAGCAAUGCACUCCAAUCUGUGUGAUUUGGUGUUCAACACCCAAUGGACAUGUAGAACUUUUUCCAUACUUCGAGGAUUAUUGCGGCACCCCAACAAACUCAGCAUUGGUACAGCCUCAGCGAGGUGGCGCUGUUCGUACUCGUCGUCAAUUUUCAGCUACACAUAAGAUAUUACUACAGCAUCAAAUCCGCCGCCCAUCCAUCACUCUCAGGCUCCCUAGUGUUGCUGAUGAUACACACAUCGAGCUCGCAAGUCCAACAUCUUUGAAGGAGCAGGACGUAUUGCAUUCACUUGCAGAGGGCAGAGGGAUAACACCCUACGAGCAUAUUGGGCUGUUAGAGUUGUGUGGAAACUGUCAACAAAUGUUUGCAGCGAGUGCAUUGCGGGCACACAUAUUAACGUGCUCAAAAGAUUGA
Messenger RNA from Suillus bovinus, 627 nucleotides. RefSeq lists its product as uncharacterized. The transcript is spliced from 5 exons. The record is from RefSeq and is a predicted model, not a curated record. Lineage: Eukaryota; Fungi; Basidiomycota; Agaricomycetes; Boletales; Suillaceae. The coding region runs from base 1 to 627 and encodes 208 amino acids.